CUAACGUCGCUCCCGUCGCUGCCGUCGUCCCCUUUGCCCCACAUUUUCGCUGUCGUUGAGAUUUGGCGAAAGCCGCUGGUCACCUAUGUUUACCAUUUCCGAGCUGUUACAUCCAAUCGCAAUGAGUUCUGGAGGACUGGUGUGAAAGAUGCUUUCGGUUGAGCUCGUCCCGGUGACAUGGGCUCUUGUCGCCAUCCCUACGUCAGUGGUUUUGAUUGUCGCUCUCGCACUGUGUCUUUGUAAGCAAGGGGCGGACAAGUCGCUCAAUUUCUUGGGUGAGAACCGCCAAGUAUUGAGUAAAAACUCGCCCGUCGCCUAUAAAGUUCAGAGCACCGACGAUCAUCAGAAUGGUGACUUGCGGGGGGACUCGCCUCUCGAGAAAGUUUCUCUCCAUCCCAGCAGGCCAGUGACGGAACGUGCGCUGCCAACACCCCCAGGCCGACCGCAGUCUCUGCCUAAUCCUCUGCCUAACCCGGCUACAACUGCCUGGGAUGGCGGCAGCAGCAACAACAACAACAAUGGUGCCGCGACCGCAAUGGACGGGCACGCUCCCACGACUCUCGUGCGUCCGCACCGAAGGAACAAGGCUCACGCCCCGCCGCCACCGACCACGCCCUCGUCGUCUGCCACCCCCAUCAUUGCCGUGUCGUCUGCCGGCAAGGGCACAGACACUCCGAGCGAGAGUUCAGAGUCGGAUCCCCUGUACUCGGUGGCAAACGUGCGUGCGCCCAGUUCUUCGGAGGACACCGCGCCACCCGUGCCUGAAAAGCGCUUUGACGUCACCGCUGAUGCGACGGAGGAAAGUGCGCCCCGCCCAUGCCGGAAGAUGGUCACUUCAUUUCGACAAGUAAACGCACCAGCGGCACCAGUGCCCGGCACGUCAACCCAUGGUGCCGCUGAUGCCUUUCCUGUACCACCUGCAUCCGAUUUACCUGGCAACUCUGUGCAACCCACAGGGAAGUCAGACCUGUCCUACACGGUGAUCUCUGUUCGUGAACCACUGGCGAAAGUUCGCGAGGAGACUAUGAGACAGAAACCAGCACAGGCUGCAGCUGCAACCCAAGAGGCCUACUACACGGAGGUUCCUGAGGAAGAGCAGAUGUACGCAGAAAUAGAGUCGGGCCACAACUCCGCCGGCUCGUCCGUCACAUAUGCGCGCAUCGAGCCAAGGACGACCGAGCCACACCCACCGGCACCGCCUACUGUCGAAAGCCUCAAGUCUGUUGCCCAGGCUCAUUCAAGACAAGCAUCAGUUACAUCCGCGUCAUCACUCGGUGCACCCAGCCCAGACAUCGAUGUCGGGAGCCUGUAUACCGCCGUUGACAAGUGCAACAAGCAGAGGCAAACUAUCCACAUAUCUGAAGGCGUGGCCUCCGUGACCGAAGGCCCGGCUAACUUGGAUGAGCUGUACGCCAAAGUUCACAAGCCCCACCGCCAGCCAGUUGCUGCACCUGUCGCCACGCAAGAAGAAGGCAUCGAGACGAAGAAGUCCUUAGCGGCACCGCUGCACGAAGCCUUCCUUGUGCACGACAGGCCACGGUCCAUGCCUCCCAACAUGGAGUCCGUCGUCUCGUGCACCAACGUCACGCUUGUGCGAGAGUUGGAAGAGAAGAAAGAGCUCGUUGAGGUACUUCCACCGCCCCCAGAAGAAUACGCGGACCCCGCGUACGAAAGGGUGUACCACCAGGAUUCCAGCGACACAGAUCCCUGCUAUGAGAGAGUGACUGGCGGGCAUGGAAGCGACGGUGUCUCAGACCCUGGCUACGAGAAGGUAGCCAAGAGGUUCGACAAGGAACCCGACUACGAGACGCUCCGCAAGGACGCCGCAACGGAGUAUUCUGAGGGAGCCGUUGACCCCCAUUACGAGCAGAUCCGUAAAAGCGACAAGGCGUCCACCGUCCGUGAAGACGAAGUGGCGGCCGGUGCUCGCGGACUGACUCAACAGGACAGCGGUUCUACGGCGGACUAUGGCUACGAGAGGAUCAAGGGUCGCCGAGGUCUCGCCGAGGACGAAGGGAGCGACCCGGGGUACGAACAGAUUUGCCGAAGGGGAGAGGACGACACGAGCGACCCCGGGUACGAGCGGAUCCACAGGAGUCACAGCGAUGCGUGCAGCCAAGCAGACAGCGAUCCUGGGUACGAGAGGAUCAGGGACAGGGGAGGCGGAGGCCGGUCGUGGCGCGGUCGCAGCAAGGGCGGCGGUGACUUCGGCUACAGGAAAACGGGUGCUCGCCUAGCCGCGGCCACUACCGGUGCCGCGAAGCAGGACAAUAACGGGUCGAGUGACGAGACAUAUGAGAGCGUCCAAGAUGACAUGGUCCGAAAGCUCGGCUACAGUCUGAUGAAAGGAACCGGAAGCAGUACGGAAUCGCCGGUUCCCAGUCCAGUCUGGAAACAGGCGUCGGACGACAGUUCUACAUCGGAGCGCGGUGCCGAAGACAGCAGCUCGGAAGAGCCAGGCUAUGAAAGAGUUAGGCAUAGGGAAGGAGCCGAUGACGGAUCCAUCGGCAGGCCGGCGUCGUCCACCAGCCGGUGUCUUGGCGUGCAGGCGAGAAUUUGGAGGUGCAGCGACAGUAAUCUGACGACCAGUGUGGAGACGACAGAGCGUGCUACGAGCACGUACAGCCUCAAUGCAAACCUCGACGAUGGAGGCAGUGAGCCUGCGAACAACACAAAUGGAGAUGCGGCGCUGUACGAAGUCAUCCGGGGAUCCACAGACGCAAGCCUCGAGCUUGUCACAGACAACGAACCGAUACCCAUUACUUGGGCACGCAACUCGGCUGGCCGUUCGUCGGAGCACAAAGAACGGGAGUACAUCUUCUGAGACUUCAGCUGUAGUAAGGUUUUUAACUCUUCUUUAGUGCAAUGGAAGUCUUGCCCGGUUUCGCGCGUGUGUUGAAUCGAAUGUAUGCGAGCGCUGCACACAUUGUCAGCGGAAAGUUUCGUCAGCUUCUUGUGUUUGAAGCGUUUCGUGAAACUUCCUUUCCUGAAGACUUACGUGAACGGGUGUACCUAUAUUUGUGCAGAGAGGGCUAUUGCAAAUAGUUUUGCUUUGCAGGUGCUCAGCGCACGUGUGUUGCUACAGGCUGUAAACAGCGCUUUGUAUAUUGUGUUCUGUGUUAAACAGAGAGAUUGAGUUAAAGAUUUGUUGAGAUGUUGCUUAUGUAGUUAGCGUUGUUGCCGUGAGUUGCAUUGAAGAAGCUUUUAGUAAGUGUGCCUGCAGUGACUGCAGUGUCUGUGCUUUUAUUUACUCAUUGUAAUCAAAACAGGGUUCAGUGCA
This is a messenger RNA of Rhipicephalus sanguineus (brown dog tick), 3280 nucleotides long. RefSeq names its product mucin-19-like. The record is from RefSeq and is a predicted model, not a curated record. Lineage: Eukaryota; Metazoa; Arthropoda; Arachnida; Ixodida; Ixodidae.